This is a messenger RNA of Oncorhynchus gorbuscha (pink salmon), 1434 nucleotides long. Its product is annotated as early nodulin-75-like. Lineage: Eukaryota; Metazoa; Chordata; Actinopteri; Salmoniformes; Salmonidae. The record is from RefSeq and is a predicted model, not a curated record. The transcript has a single exon. Bases 1 to 1434 code for a protein of 477 amino acids.
AUGGCCCAUAGGCCUCACAGAGCCACCCGAAGCAUGGCCGAUAGGCUUGACAGAGCCACCCAAAGCAUGGCCCAUAGGCCUCACAGAGCCACCCGAUGCAUGGCCCUUGGACUCACAGAGCCACCCGAUGCAUGGCCCAUAGACCUCACAGAGCCACCCGAUGCAUGGCCCAUAGACCUCACAGAGCCACCCGAUGCAUGGCCCAUAGACCUCACAGAACCACCCGAUGCAUGGCCCAUAGACCUCACAGAGCCACCCGAUGCAUGGCCCAUAGACCUCACAGAGCCACCCGAUGCAUGGCCCGUAGACCUCACAGAGCCACCCGAUGCAUGGCCCAUAGACCUCACAGAGCCACCCGAUGCAUGGCCCGUAGACCUCACAGAGCCACCCGAUGCAUGGCCCGUAGACCUCACAGAGCCACCCGAUGCAUGGCCCGUAGACCUCACAGAGCCACCCGAUGCAUGGCCCGUAGACCUCACAGAGCCACCCGAUGCAUGGCCCAUAGACCUCACAGAGCCACCCGAUGCAUGGCCCGUAGACCUCACAGAGCCACCCGAUGCAUGGCCCGUAGACCUCACAGAGCCACCCGAUGCAUGGCCCGUAGACCUCACAGAGCCACCCGAUGCAUGGCCCGUAGACCUCACAGAGCCACCCGAUGCAUGGCCCGUAGACCUCACAGAGCCACCCGAUGCAUGGCCCGUAGACCUCACAGAGCCACCCGAUGCAUGGCCCGUAGACCUCACAGAGCCACCCGAUGCAUGGCCCGUAGACCUCACAGAGCCACCCGAUGCAUGGCCCGUAGACCUCACAGAGCCACCCGAUGCAUGGCCCGUAGACCUCACAGAGCCACCCGAUGCAUGGCCCGUAGACCUCACAGAGCCACCCGAUGCAUGGCCCGUAGACCUCACAGAGCCACCCGAUGCAUGGCCCGUAGACCUCACAGAGCCACCCGAUGCAUGGCCCGUAGACCUCACAGAGCCACCCGAUGCAUGGCCCGUAGACCUCACAGAGCCACCCGAUGCAUGGCCCGUAGACCUCACAGAGCCACCCGAUGCAUGGCCCGUAGACCUCACAGAGCCACCCGAUGCAUGGCCCGUAGACCUCACAGAGCCACCCGAUGCAUGGCCCGUAGACCUCACAGAGCCACCCGAUGCAUGGCCCGUAGACCUCACAGAGCCACCCGAUGCAUGGCCCGUAGACCUCACAGAGCCACCCGAUGCAUGGCCCGUAGACCUCACAGAGCCACCCGAUGCAUGGCCCGUAGACCUCACAGAGCCACCCGAUGCAUGGCCCGUAGACCUCACAGAGCCACCCGAAGCAUGGCCCGUAGACCUCACAGAGCCACCCGAAGCAUGGCCCAUAGACCUCACAGAGCCACCCGAAGCAUGGCCCGUAGACCUCACAGAGCCACCCGAAGCUACCGGCUUAGUCUGA